Molecule: messenger RNA, 860 nt
Organism: Drosophila bipectinata
Lineage: Eukaryota; Metazoa; Arthropoda; Insecta; Diptera; Drosophilidae
Gene: cni
Product: protein cornichon
Biological process (GO): endoplasmic reticulum to Golgi vesicle-mediated transport
Cellular component (GO): COPII-coated ER to Golgi transport vesicle; endoplasmic reticulum membrane
Source: RefSeq, a predicted model, not a curated record
AGACCGCAUAAGAAACGUCAAUUAAAAGGAGUGUGCAGCCCUGGCACACAGCUGUCAUCAUCGCCGCCCUUGUAAAAAACACAAAAACGUGCCGAAGUCAUAGGAACUUGAGACAGGAUGGCCUUCAACUUCACCGCGUUCACCUAUAUAGUAGCCUUAAUUGGCGAUGCUUUCUUGAUAUUUUUCGCCAUAUUUCAUGUGAUUGCAUUUGACGAGCUGAAAACUGAUUAUAAAAACCCAAUUGACCAGUGCAAUAGUCUCAAUCCGUUGGUUCUGCCGGAGUACCUACUUCACAUCUUCCUCAAUUUACUCUUCUUGUUCUGCGGCGAAUGGUUCUCUCUGUGCAUCAACAUUCCCCUAAUAGCCUAUCAUAUUUGGCGCUACAAAAACCGCCCAGUGAUGUCCGGACCUGGACUGUACGACCCGACCACGGUUCUUAAGACGGACACCCUUUCCCGAAACAUGCGCGAGGGCUGGAUCAAGCUAGCAGUCUACUUGAUUAGCUUUUUCUACUACAUAUACGGAAUGGUUUAUUCGCUCAUCUCGACAUAGAGGCAUUGAGGCAGUUGCCUGGGGAUCUCGUUGUUGCCGCCAGCGCAUCCGCAUUGUGUAUUAGUUGUCAUUUAACUCGGGUCAUCCUCCCUGUUUGGCGGGGAGUACCUCCCAUAAACCGCGAACAAAACUUCACUUGUAAAUUUUAGUAUAAAUCCAUAAAGACAUCGAUCAGCUUUGUUUUUUUUUUUAUAAUUUGUAAUCAAUUGUGUGAAGUUGGAGAUUGUAACGUAUUUUUAUUAUUAUUAUUUUUACAUUUGCAUCUUUGGUGUAGUCGGAUUUUAAGCUUAAAUAAAAGUCAAACCGAA